Molecule: messenger RNA, 578 nt
Organism: Symbiodinium pilosum
Lineage: Eukaryota; Dinophyceae; Suessiales; Symbiodiniaceae
Source: the annotation of a GenBank genome assembly
GUGAGUCCCAUGUGUAUACUCCCACAGAAGUGGAUGGCACUAUUCCGGACAGGGCUGGUGCUAUCCCAGAUUUGGAGACUUUGCUGGUAUCGGACGAAGAAGAGGAGGAGCUUCCACAUGCAAGAGUGCAACAUCCGGAUCGUAACCAGAAGAACAAGAAAGAGGCCCACCAGAAGAUGAUUCGACUGGGCUGCCACAACGAAGUUUUGCUGCAAUUCGUUGCAAAUUGGAGCCAGAUACAGCGGCUACUGCGUCGUCAGCUUCCGACAUGUGUUUGUGCACUAUGCCACGACUUGCUCCAGAAAAUGACGAGAUGCAGAUUCUGCCUAGGCACCGAGAAAAAGAAUGGGCACCAAGGCUGCGGCCUCGGGAAGGAGGCGUCGUACUACCGUCGGAACCACCCAAACUGGUACCCAACAUUGCUUCGGGAUCAAGCUCAUGGUGACGACACCGCUGAAGCCAGGAGAAAAGCAGACAUGGACCGGAAGCUCCACGAGGGUCGUCAAAAGACGGCAGAGAAGCUGGAGAAGAUCCGUCGUAAGCGAGAAGCCGAAGAAGAACAAAUUUUAUUCGAUUAA